AACGGUUAAGAGCGAGCUCUAUUGUAGAUCUGUCAUUAGAAAAAUAUCAACCGAAUUUUCUGCGUGGGGACUCAGCGGAGCGUCGUUACGUCAGCGCGCUCCAUCCGAGCCGGGCCGCCGCCACCACAUUGCAGCCGGCGCGUGCCCCGAGAGCUGUUUGACGUUGGCGGCUUGGCGGGCGCGAGAGCGCGCGAGGUGGUAGGCUGCAGCGAGGGGGCGGGUAUUGAAUGAUCCGUCAAAUUCGGCCGAACGGAAAGAGGGCGUGGCGAGGGUAAAAGUCCAAGUAGCCUGACUCUCAUCGCUUGUUUGACACUGCUGCCAGGGUCGGGGUGGACCGGUUUGGAUGGCCGCUGCUUUCUUCACCUUGCCGGGUCGGUGGCAGUUGGUGAAGACUCUCAGAUUGGUUCAGAAUUUACCAGCGGUUAACCUGCAUUUAUCUGGAGUUGCCAUGAUUGCAACAGAAGCCGAAUUUGAGAAAGCAAAGAAUAAGUUGAAGACUUUAAAGAACGAUCCUGGAAAUGAAGUAAAAUUGCGAAUAUAUGCAUUGUUUAAACAGGCUACCGAAGGUCCUUGCAAUUCACCAAAACCCAGUAUGUUGGACUUUGUCAACAAAGCAAAAUGGGAUGCUUGGAAUUCACUUGGCAAAAUACCCAAGGAGGAAGCUAGACAAAAAUAUGUUGACCUCAUAGAAACAUUGGUUUCUCCAGAAGUCCCCACCCAAAGCGAAGCAACCAUCGCAGAUGUGAAGUCAUCAUUCCAGACAAUAAGGGUCACAAGUGAAAACAACAUCACCACUAUUCUUCUAAACAGACCAGCUAAAAAAAAUGCUAUUUCUGGAUUGAUGUAUGAAGAAAUUAUGAAAGCACUUGAACAAGCUGCAAAGGAUGAUUCUACACUGACUGUAAUGACAGGUAGUGGUGAUUAUUACUGUAGUGGGAAUGACUUGAGCAACUUCACUGAUAUUGGGCCAGAAGGAGUAGAGCAGAAGUCCAAGAACUCUGGAGAACUACUGAAGAGAUAUGUAAGCCAUUACAUUGAUUUUCCAAAGCCGCUGAUUGGUGUAAUUAAUGGUCCUGCUGUUGGAGUUGCUGUCACUAUUUUAGGCUUAUUUGAUGCAGUCUAUGCCACUGAUAAAGCCACAUUCCAUGCACCAUUUAGUCAACUUGGUCAAAGUCCAGAAGGUUGCUCAUCCUACACCUUCCCUAAGAUAAUGGGCACUAGCAAGGCCAAUGAAAUUCUCUUGUUCAACAAGAAAUUAACAGCAGCUCAAGCUUGUGAACUGGGAUUGGUGACUGAAGUAUUCCCUGACAGUACAUUCCAAAAAGAGGUUUGGAAAAAGUUACAUGCUUAUGCAAAACUACCCAAAAAUUCUCUGGCCUUUUCAAAGCAGCUAAUAAGAGGUGUUGAAAAGGAAAAGCUGCAUGCUGUUAAUGCCCAAGAAUGUGAACGACUGGUGGAAAGAUGGUUAUCUGAAGAAUGCAUGAAAGCCAUAAUGGGCUUCUUUGAAAAGAAGUCAAAACUGUGAUUUUAUUUCCAUAUUGUUCAGUAAUUGACAUCCAUAAAUUUAAAUACUAGAUAUGAUUGGAAAACAUUUGUUAUUAAUCUUUUCGAUUGUUAAGUUUUUUUUAUCAAUACUUCAUUGCAAUGUAAUUACUGAUUAGUCAGCCAUACUACUGUAUGUCUUCUAAGUGUUUUCAGAAAUGUAUAACUUUAAAUGUUCAAUCUGAUGUGUGAUUAUUAAUUUGGAGAAUUAUGGAUGGCUAGGAGGAAACGAGUUGAAAUCUGAAACAUUAUCAGAUCUGUAAGUACUAUGUCACUCUUCUAAUUUUAAAGUCUGUAAUUUUGCAUCAUAAAUGGAUAAUACCAAAAACAAUGAUAAAGCUG
This is a messenger RNA of Hemiscyllium ocellatum (epaulette shark), 1884 nucleotides long. RefSeq names its product enoyl-CoA delta isomerase 2 (gene eci2). The transcript is spliced from 10 exons. Bases 344 to 1525 code for a protein of 393 amino acids. Gene Ontology annotation, molecular function: fatty-acyl-CoA binding. NCBI's taxonomy places the organism in Eukaryota, Metazoa, Chordata, Chondrichthyes, Orectolobiformes, Hemiscylliidae. The record is from RefSeq and is a predicted model, not a curated record.